CUUUGAGUCACCCAUGAUCCAUAGUUAACUACCUAGGUCUCCUGAUUGCCUUACUUAACUAACUCUACCCUGGUGGAUCCUCUGACUCUAGUGGUCCGCAUGACAUGAUGUAUCGAUGGCUUCAAACUCCCCUCAUAUAAGUUGAUCCUCUGAUCACCUGAAGCAUUGGUUUCUUUUUCUUGCGCUACCCUCCAGUACCCCCCCCCUGUUUAAUCAUACUACUACUGCUCUCUCCGUUAUACUCCGUACUCCGUGAUUAUCUCCGCCGUCCUCUUUCUACCGCCAUCUCUUCCGCGACCCUAUACUGCGGUUGAGAUGGUUGGCUCUUUUCUCUUUCUAUCUUGUCGUUAUAUAUACCUCUGAAAAUGCCUAUCUUUCAAGAUCCAGAUCGUCAACGGUUUUAUAACUUGUGGUCCGACGACCGCCGCAGCCAUAGCCGCCAACGCCACCUUGUGGUAAAUGAGGAGGAUCAACGACGAAAAGCGCUCUCCUGGUCUCAUAAUCAUGGGCACAGUUGGCAGCCCAGUCCGGACCAGACAAACCCGGUGUUCCCAUCUGAUAGUCCGGCAUUAUACCAUACGUCCGGUGUCCAUACGAAUGACCGAGAGGAGCUUAUCCGGUAUAUAAAAAGCACCGAUCCUUCUAAAUGGAACCGACCCGCUUUGGCAGGAGAGACAAGUGCUGGUCACUGUCAUCUCCCCCAAACAUGCAAUGAAACUCCGGACGUUAGAGCCGAACCCAAUAAUAAUACUGUCUCGAGUGGUCCCCCGUUGCAUGACCAACAGCUAGCGUCUCCGGCCGAUAUUGAACGCCCCCGGUCAGCAUUACAUUCGGGCGACUUUCGAGAAGGCAUCCCUCAGCGCCAGGAUGGGCAGCAAUUGCCACAGUCGUCUGGAUUGAGUCCCUGUGCCGAUUACCAACCUCCCCCUCUGGGCAGUUCUCCCACCACGCCUUGGUUCAGCCCGUCGUUUUUCUCGCCUUCGGGCCGUGGACCCUCGACAUUGUUUCAUCUUCCCAGUGACAAGGAUACGCCAGCAGCCCGUGCGAGGGCACCAUCGUUGGGGUCGUUUUCUUCAAGUUAUGUUUUGAAGACCCCGACAAGCCCCCUGGUAUAUCAAGCAAACAAUACAGACUUGGAUUUCUCUCCGAAGAGCGACGCGAUCGAACAAUCGGAGUCAUGGAGAAAGGCCAACCGUCGUCGUACAUUACCCCCCGAAACGUUCCGGGACCUUCAGUCGCCUUCGCCGGCGCAUCGCGGGGCAGCGGAGAUGCAGUUCGGUGUCUCCCCGGGCCACUGGAAUGAGCCAGUCUCCUUUCAGCGCUCAUUUACGUCGCCAUAUAGCCUUCAAUUGGCAUCAUCCGUUCAAACACCAUGCCCAAGUGCCAGAAGGCCAUCCCUGGUGUCCGAAAGACCUGCCAAAGCACUCGCCCCGAUGGUGGGUUCUUAUGAAGAGUCUAUCCUACGGGGUAGGAUGUCGACCAACCCAUCAAAGCCGCUGGACUUCACUGCCCAGAUCGGCGUGCUUGGCAAGGGGAACUGUAAAGCUAAUCUUAGAUGUCCUCCACACGUCACAAUACCGUUUCCGGCGGUCUUCUAUAGCUAUCCAACAUCUGGGUGCGGACGAUCGAUAUCAGACGACAACCCCAGCCCUUACGUUGGCCUCAUUGACCUCGAAAACACCCUUUCGAAGGAUACGUCAGGGGCCAGCCAACGCCGUAGGCAUAAUCAGAGCCAAACCCCAACACACAGCGGUCAAAGCGCCCUACCUUCUACGCUCAACGAUCAGGGAGCUAUACGCAAGCGGGAGAAAAAGCACCGAAGGGCCGAGUCCCCUAAGUCUCCUCCAGGCGGUUGUUAUCGAAUCCCGCAACAAGGCCAGCUCCAGAUCAUGAUCAAAAAUCCAAAUAAAACGGCGGUUAAGCUGUUCCUUGUCCCGUACGACCUGAGCGAUAUGGAGCCAGGCUCGAAGACAUUCUUCCGGCAAAGGAGCUAUUCGGCAGGUCCCAUCAUCGAUAUGCCUUUGCACGCUCGAAAGAAUUAUGGAACCGAUCGUCCAGAAGCGUCUCUGAAUACUUCGGAAGAUCCCCAAGACAAACCUAUACUGAGAUACAUGGUCCACCUCAACAUCUGCAGUCCCUCCCGGGGUCGUUUCUACCUUCACUCUGUCAUUCGUGUCGUGUUCGCAAACCGAGUCCCCGAUGGGAAGGAAAGUUUGCGGAACGAGAUACAGCACCCAGAACCUCGCUAUACACCUUAUCGUCCGUCUCGGGACUCCAACCAUAGCCACUGCGGCGCAAAGAUGAGCUCUCAAAGGUCUACCGCUGGUCGAGAUUCCGCCGCGAUUUCGCAUCUGAAUCCCUCUGCCCGCACGCCAGGAGCGCCGGCUACAAGGGAGGCGACACCAGGGGCAAUCAAUCAUAUGAACACUCAACCGCAUCAACGUCCCCCGCAUCCCUUCCAACCUAUUCCUUCUUUGCGGGAAGAAUCUCUACCGGCACAUGAUGCAACGCCAACGGAGGCAUACUCUCCUGGCACCAGUCAUUAUAGUAAGCUUAAUACAGAGGAUACUGGUUAUUCUCGCUAUCCGUUUAGCUCUUUCAACGGAUCCAAAGCCCGGGAGAGUCUCCUGGCCAAGAGACUCAGGGCACUGGAGGUACAAAACCCCGACCCAAAAACUAUGGAUUGAUAUACAUAUCAGAAGUGGAAAUUUCAGGCUUGUUUUGAAAAUUGCACAAAUAUUGCAGCUGUUCAGGGCUCUGAGACAGCCGACUAAUUGCGCAGGACUUGCCAGAGUGCCAUUCAUUUCUUUCUCCGUAUAGAUUACGCUCUAUUCAUAAUUGGAAAUCAAUCAAAAGGCUCACAUGCACAAGGAACAUGAAAAAC
This is a messenger RNA of Aspergillus candidus, 2884 nucleotides long. RefSeq lists its product as uncharacterized. The transcript has 2 exons. The record is from RefSeq and is a predicted model, not a curated record. NCBI's taxonomy places the organism in Eukaryota, Fungi, Ascomycota, Eurotiomycetes, Eurotiales, Aspergillaceae. Bases 366 to 2687 code for a protein of 773 amino acids.